Molecule: messenger RNA, 4470 nt
Organism: Cryphonectria parasitica EP155
Lineage: Eukaryota; Fungi; Ascomycota; Sordariomycetes; Diaporthales; Cryphonectriaceae
Exons: 5
Coding region: 1-4470 (1489 amino acids)
Molecular function (GO): guanyl-nucleotide exchange factor activity
Source: RefSeq, a predicted model, not a curated record
AUGGUUCGAGUUACCGAGGAGCUGGCACUGGCGCCCGAGAGCGUCAACCUCUACUACACAAAUGACCCUCAGCUGGGCCACCUUCCCAUCCUGGUCUUCCACGGCGCGUCCACCACCGCCAACUUCACCCAGAACAGCUCGCGCAUACAGAUACAUGUCUUCACCCCGGCCGGCUUCCAGUCCUUCCCACGACUCACCGUCUCUCCGAACUCUCCCUUCUACUCGGUUGUCAGCCGCCUGCCGCGCGAGUUCCAAGGAGACGAGGUGUACAGAGGCCUCGCCUUUGGCCUCUUCAAGUAUUUCACCGAGCUGCCCGACGCCGUCAGGAGCCUGCUGAGGAAGCAAUAUCCCAACUCGGCGGGACACAGGCCAGGCUCAGGCCCUGCCCUAUUCGGUGAACAGCAUGCAGCUGAUCUUGCCAAGGCCAUGGUCAAGUCUGAGAACACAGCCGACAUUAUUCAGAUAUUAUCAGGCGCCCUGCAGACCCAGCACAUUAGUAACGUCGAUAUAGACCUCGUCCUCCCCCCAGGAUCCAUAAUACCGCUCAAUUAUGACGAGCUCGAGGACGUGCCCGACGAUGAUGACGACUUACUCGACCCGACCCUGAGGCAGUAUGGCAUGUACGCAUCAUUAGUGAAGCUGUGGGGCGAGCCUGUGUUCUUGCCGACCUCGAAAUUACGCAGGGCACCUUCGAAACCGACCUCGCUGAACCGGGGCAAGUCUUUCUCCAAAGACCAGAAGGAAGAGCUCCGAGUAAAACUGGUGGAGCUUGUCGAGACGGAGGAGCGCUAUGUGGCCAAGGUGGAAGAGCUGGUACAGGUCAUCGCAGCGGACUUUCGACAAUGUGCCAAAAAUCGCCCAUCCGACAGCAUGAGUCCGACCGAGGAGGAAGUGGACAGGCUGUUUCCCAGAUCGGCCGACAGUAUCCUGGAGCUCAACUCAGCAUUCAUGCACGAACUCCGCAGGGCUCUGGACGAGACGGAGGGAGGAGACGCGGUGAACCACGUGGACGCCUCCCAAGGGAGUGUCUCUCGGGCAGGCGGCUCUGCCAAGGCCAAGGAUCCAAGCGGUGCGCUUUCCGUGGCCCGGCUGUUUUUGGAGUGGUUUCCAAAGUUCACAGAUAGCUACCAGGACUAUAUCCGAGCGAGCCAGAACUUCCCUCAUCUCCUGAAUGGCUUCCUCGACAAGCAAUCCAGCUUCCGGCAGAGAGUGGCGCAGAAGGGCGACCAGACGAUCCGAUCAAUAUUAAUCGAACCGGUCCAGCGAUUACCUCGAUACAGCCUGCUCAUUGACCAGAUUGUGGGAUGCCUGCCGAUCACGCACCCUGCCUUGCAGCUUAUGCUCAAGGCCAGGGACAUUAUUACCAACAUAUGUUCGAUGGACGAGCCGCUGGUGGAUAAACCUCACGUCACGAACCGUCUCCGGAACAUGAUCGAGGCCUGGCCUCUCGACCUCGAACCACAAGGUCGCCUGGUGCUGGCCGUCGACUUCGCCGAGCUGGCCCCGCCGUACUGCUCGGAGAUACCCCAGUUGGGAGGACAGGAUGCGAACGGCAUACUAUUGCUUUUCUCCGACUGUGUGGUCAUGGUCAGGAAGAAGUCGAGUUCGAGCCCGACCGGCAGGGAGCUGGUCAGAGAGAUCGAUAAACCGUCUCCAGCCGGGCUUCUUGCAUCAAUGACCAAUGCAGCAGGUGGACCGGGGUCAUAUGAUCUUGUCUUUACGGGAUGGCAUUUUCUUGCUGAUGUCCGAUUCACCGAGUCAGAGGAUGGUCAUCUGCUGUGGAUGACGUCCACCAAAGAGAUGAAGGCAGCACAUACCAGCGACUUUGGGAUCGGUAGGGCUGUCACGUCGAACUGCUUCGUCCUGCAGGAGGCCUUUGAGGGAAAGGCUGGCAAGUUGAGCGAGGACAUUGUCAAAGCCCGUGUCGAAGGUCGUUUCUCGGAAAAGGAGCGCGAGUCUCCAACGUGGACGCUGAGAUCCGUGAAGAUGCCCGACAACCUCCUGGGCAUGCACGCUGCGGUGUUUCAGGAGGCAGCAGAGCAGCUCGUCGGAGGCCGCAGAGAACCUGCACCGAUCCGCAUCGUGGUCGACAACGAGAAGGGCACUAAGGGACACCCGGUCGGACACUACGGUGUCGAGAUCGUAACUGAGGUCAGGGGUGGCGACUUGAGACGUGUAAGGAUGACCACGCUUGGUCUGCACGGCAAGCAGUAUACGGACGAUGUGGCCCUAGAAGAUUUCGUACCCACACUGUCCAGACGAAUCAUUCAAUUGCUGAGCACUCAAUUUAACGUUGCCAAUCUCCACAUCACCCCUGCAUUAGUAUCUUAUUAUACAAAGAUCGGACGAAGUCUCAACUUCAACGCGUCAAGGGCGGAAAAGACGAGAUCGCUGUUCAGCACGUCUCCCGUCAAGAUGCUGUCGAGCUUCCUCGGUGGCAGCACGCCUGAUAUUACCUCGACGAGCCCUGGACCUAAGCAAAAAGAGCUCCUGCUCAGUCCGCCUCCAAACAUCAGCCGGGCAGCAGUAUCCAAAGAGUCCCUAGUGAGCUCCAUCAGGAGCCGUACCAGCCAGGACAAUGUCCCGAUCGGUUUUGAGGAGGACCGGCCUGAGAACCCGCUGGUUCGUCUCGAGCAGACCUUCACCGGAUAUGUCGCAUGCCUGCAGUCUCGCAAGGGUCAUUUCACGGCGCGUCUGCUGAUGAAUAGGUCCUCGGUCGACGAACUUGUGGUCAACGACCUGUACAAUCGACUCAUGGAAAGCCCAUAUGACCUGGAGGCUUCUUCUGAUGUCACCUCGGAGACCAUCUUUGUGGCCUUUGAAAAGUUCGUACGCAUUGCGUGGCAAGAACAGAUGGGAGAUGUGAUGUCGCCUAGACACCUCAAUCUUCUCCUGGAGCGAGCAGGCCGCAGGGUACCAGGUGAAUUCGGCGACUUUGUACGGUUCCUCUUCAAUGAGAUGGCACCUCAGAACCGCAGGGCAUUCACGGCCCUCAUCAAGCUACUUGCAAGCUUACUCGAAGGAUGCGGCAACGACGGCGACCGCGGGGCGCUGACUCUUGCCUUUGCCGAGCUCUUGGUCGACGACGGAAGCGCCCAUAACUAUAUCAACCUGCUCGACAGGCUUGUCGAAGACUGUGAUCGCAUCUUCGAGGACCCUAUUGCCAUGCUCACCAGUUUCUCCGACCGCAGCUCUGCUCACGGGUCCUGGAACUCGAGGACACGGGACUACAAACCAGGGACCGGGUCUCUCAACUCCAACACUUCGUCGCUGAGGAGAAAAUUUGGAUUUGACAAUCUCCUGCGGUCCAAUAGCAAAAACGACGGGGAUCGCUCUUCAUCCAUCGAGACAGGCGCCUCUUCGAUGCCGAACAAGCUGAGACGGCCAGCCUCACGCGAUAGGCCGCGUGUUGCUGGUGCGUUUGAUGACUUGAGCACCCGUCCGCAGAGCGUACAUCGACCGUGUAGCUCACACCGGCUCGAGACGAUCGGCGAGCCAGACGUUGAGGUCAUUGAACCGCCUAAGCCACCCAAGAAGAAGCGCCGCAGCUCCCUGUCUGACCUCAAAAACCUCAUGGAGACGGUGGUCACCCCGGAGGAAGAACAACCAACUCUACCUUUAAACAUCGCCAAGCAAACAUCGGAAAAGUUCAACUCACUCCCGAUGACGCCUCAGACGACUCGGAGCCUACGGUCUCCCCGGCCGAAGAUCACUGCUGCAGGCGAGCCUCUGCAACACAUCUUUGCCACUCCCCAGGUCCCCUCUCCCGGCGGUUCAAUCAGAGUACGGAAGCACGCAAAGACAUUGUCAACGUCAAGUAUACCGUCCCUGAAGCCUACUCGACUUCCCCUAGCUGGUGCCUUUACGCCCACGGCCCCUCCUGAGGUCAACAAGUCGGCUGUGAAGUCCCCGACUGGGAAACUGCGAUUGCAAUCGCCGCAGAAGCUCAGAGAGCGGCUGCAGACGGAGAAGAAGGCUGUGGAAGAUGUCGACUCCAGCCUCAAGUCGGAGCUCUCGCGCAUCUCGGCAGACAUGGCCCGCGUAAACACGAUGUUGCCUCGCUCCAACACACAAGACGUCCGCAAGCUCUCGGCAUCGGUCAAGGCACUGGAGGACCGGAUCCCAGAUGUGCUGCGAGAGCUAGACGAGCGGCAGAAGACCAUCCAGGAGGACAUGGAGGCGACGGUCAAGGCAAGCGAGGCCAAGGUGAAGGCAAUCGACCAGCUGUACAAGGAGGCGACGGCCGAAAACGAGCUGCUGUACGAGAAGUUCAAUACGGAACUGGGCAAGAUCGUCAAGGCGAUCCGCGGCAAAGGCCGCGAGGACAGGGAGGAGCUCAUCACGAAACUCAAGGACACGAGCGAGGAGACGGCCUACGUCAAGAAGGAGAACGCAAGACUCAGGAGGGAGAUUGUGAGCCUCAGGGCGCUGCUGAAGGGCAGCGGAAGCAGGCGGGAGUCAUCGGAGUGA